Molecule: messenger RNA, 393 nt
Organism: Gossypium arboreum
Lineage: Eukaryota; Viridiplantae; Streptophyta; Magnoliopsida; Malvales; Malvaceae
Exons: 2
Coding region: 1-393 (130 amino acids)
Source: RefSeq, a predicted model, not a curated record
AUGGAAGAAGUUUUGAGGUUCGGUUGUAAGGGCAAGCUAAGCCCUAGAUUUAUUGGGUCGUAUUGGAUUCUAAAACGCGUGGGACCUAUUGCUUAUCAGUUGGAGUUACCCUCUAAAUUGGACCGUAUUCAUGACAUCUUCCACGUCUUGAUGUUGAGGCGGUACCGUUUUGAUCUGUCCCAUGUAGUCACGGUUGAGGAGAUCGAGGUUAGGCCAGACUUGACCUUUAAGGAGAAGCCGGUUCAGAUCCUAGAUCGAGAUGUUAAGGUUCUGCGAAAAAAGUCCAUUCAACUAGUGAAGGCCUUGGCGAGGUCAAUGGAGUUUGCCUUGCCAUUCGGGUGCAAGGGAGGCAUGCAAGGGAGGCAGUCCUCGGGCAUGGGUGCACUGACGUGA